Rotaria socialis is the source of this 1296-nucleotide messenger RNA. NCBI's taxonomy places the organism in Eukaryota, Metazoa, Rotifera, Eurotatoria, Philodinida, Philodinidae. The record is from the annotation of a GenBank genome assembly.
AUGUCUAACAAUAUAAAAACGUAUCUUGCCUAUUUCUGCUUACUCGUAAUAUCGAUAACGGGAUUUAUUCCCCAUCCUUCGGUUCGUCUUGGUGGUCAAGCUGGAGAAAGUAUUACCCACACAGAAAUAACACAACAAGCAUUUAUUCGUAGCCUAGCACGUUAUUUUCUUGAUACACAUGCUAUUCGAACUCAAGAAAUCAAUCACAGUCACGAAUAUACUAUUGAUGAACUCUAUCAUCUGGCCUAUCCUCAUUGGACUACGAAACAAGUACGACAGCGUUCAUAUCCAUUAAAAUCUAUCCUUGAUACAAUCCUAGUAGAGAAUGGUUUAGUUGAUUUUGAUGCCUGGACAAAAAAACUGCCAGCAGCUCAUUUCGACAGUGAAGCAUUCAGCAAUGGUAGUCGACGCAUUCUUGAAUUACGACGGCAGAUCAUCAAUGAUACACGUACGAAGGCGAAAAUUUUAACAGAAGCUCGCAAAUGUCUUGGACAGCUACUGCAUACAUUGCAAGACUUUUAUUCGCACUCAAACUGGAUUGAACUUGGUAAAACAGACAUCAACGAUCGAUUAGGUAUUCAUGAAAAUAUCGGACCAGUUGCUGCAUCCAAUCAAUCAACUUGCACUAGUAGUGGCUGCACGAAAAUUCGCGUACGAUGUAGUCUUUAUCAGAAGAUUACAUUGAAUAAAUGCCCAUUGGAAUACUAUGAAUGUAAAAAUAAUAUCCAACCAGAAAUUAUUGCUCAAGGUUUACUUACAAGCGGCUAUUCGAGCAAUCAACACAAUGAAAACAAUGAUUCGAUCACUAAACCGAUCAAUGUCGAGAAGUGUUCGCAUGGUUCAGUAAUGGAUAUUACUUCUCAUCAACCGGCUGUUGGUGGAAUCAAUAAAGAUACGACUAUUCCACUGUAUUCGCCUCAUUUUGAUCUUCACUACGAAGCGGCCAAUCUAGCAGUGAUUGCUACUGAACAGUUUCUUAAUGAUCUUCGUCGCGAUUUGGGCAACGAUGAUUUCGAUCGUCUAUUUGCUAUUCAUCCGACAGUAGAAGAAUUACAUGCAGCAUCGAAAGCUAUUGCUCACAUGCGUAAAUGGCAAUUUUUUUCUUCAUCGAUCUCGAGCGGUUUGAGUUUAACCGCUCGGCUAAUGAAAAAUUUUAGGCAGUCUGUCAAAGAAAGACUGAAAAAAAUUAAAUGGAAUCUAUUCGGUAACUCCAAGGAUAUACUCAAAGAAGAUUUCGUAUUUCGACGUCGUCGAAAGCGAGACUUGAUCCUAAGACGACGACAACAACUGCAUUAA